GGUAACCCCAUCGUGAACUAUCCGAGCGACAUCGGCGUCAUAGUGAACAUGAUACGGGGCCCCAACGCCAUACCCAAGACCCGCGAGCAGUUCGACAUGACUUUCGGCAUCGGCGGGCUCGAGAAGAAUUUCGACCUCCUGCGGCGGGGAUUGGAGUGCGCGAUGCUUCACCACAGCCGAGACCCGGGCGACCCCAGCUACCCCCGCCGCAUGAACGCGCCCGGGCACUUUUACGUGAUGUCUCCGGCGCAGCGGGAGGCUCACGACCAGCAGCAUCCUCCCGACGGCGACGACCACCGAGUCCUGGAGACGGACCAGUACUUCACGCGCAUGAGACAGAUCGCCAACGCGGUCUAUCUGGACCCGGGGGGCCGACCCCUGCGGGGCGACGAGGAGGAGCGCGCCGUCGAAGACGCUCUCGAAAAUAAGAUGUAUGCCGGAGCGGGGAGGGCCGAUGUGGUGCGUCGGUUCAACGCCCCCGCGGGAGAUCCCGAGCGGUAUCGAGCGAUCAUCCUCACGGACGCCGGGAGCAAGGGCUUGAACCUGCUGGACACCCGGCAGGUCCACGUGAUGGAGCCGCAAUUCAAUCGUAGUCGGGUGGAGCAGGUCAUCGCGAGGGCCAUCAGGAAGGACAGCCACGCCCGACUCCCUUCGGAGGAACGGACGGUCACCGUGCACGAGCACUUUUGCGUGAUGCCCGGGUCCGUCGAGGACGACGCUCGGCUGGUACCCAGGGUGCCGGGCUGGCUGACAGCCAACUCGGGGGAUUCGAUCGUGCGUCAGAUCGCCGAGACCAAGCGAGCGAGGAACGACCUCUUCGUGCGGGAGCUGGAGCGCAUCGUCGGUCAGAACGAGGCGACGUGCUGA
Molecule: messenger RNA, 867 nt
Organism: Klebsormidium nitens
Lineage: Eukaryota; Viridiplantae; Streptophyta; Klebsormidiophyceae; Klebsormidiales; Klebsormidiaceae
Source: the annotation of a GenBank genome assembly